This is a messenger RNA of Vigna angularis (adzuki bean), 4281 nucleotides long. RefSeq lists its product as uncharacterized. Gene Ontology annotation, biological process: defense response to other organism. The transcript has 6 exons. Lineage: Eukaryota; Viridiplantae; Streptophyta; Magnoliopsida; Fabales; Fabaceae. The coding region runs from base 45 to 3101 and encodes 1018 amino acids. The record is from RefSeq and is a predicted model, not a curated record.
AAAUUUGUGAGAAAGAAAGAAAAGUUGUGAGAAAUUGAGGAAAAAUGUCUAUUAGAACAAACCGAAUGAAAGCAGUGCCAUCACUGCAGAGACGGUUGACAUCGGUUAAGAGCAGAGAAGAGCCUAAUAUUUCUGAUAAGCUUGACAGGUUAAUGUCUGAUCUAACAGCCAUAAAAGAUUUGUUUUCAACAGUGAAAAGUAACGAAGAGGAACUCCUUGACACGUUAAAACUUGUCGAUGAUCUUCUUCGCAACUUCAAAACAGAAAAGAAGUUCCACGAGAUUUCCCGUCGAAUUUUGGAAACAGAGAAAGCCGAUCCACAAAAGGGGAGUGAUGAGCCAUCUUCAAGUCAAAAGGCAGAAGAAAAGAGUGGGAUAAAAGAUGAAACGAUUGAUGAAAAGUUGGAGAAUUUGGAAGGCACGUUUAAGAACUUGAAGGCCAAUUUUUCCACGCUGAAGAAAAACGAAGAACUACGAAGAAAGUUAAGGGAACUGGAAAAUUUCCUUCAGAACUUCAACUCUAAGCUCGCAGAAGACGCAAAUGAAGAUGAAACAAAAGGAUUAGAACAACCAAGCCAAACAUCAAUGGAGGAGAUGAAUCAAGACUCCAUUGGAGCAGGAACUGAUAAGCCAUCUUCUAGCCAAUUGACAAAAGACAAGAAGAGCAUAGUAGAAGUUAAAAGCUCAUCUGGGAUUGCCAAGCCUUCACAAGAUUCUGAUCAAAGUGAAACAAAAAGUUCAGAGCUACCAAGACAAAAUUCAAGGGAGGAAUCACUAGAUCAAGACUUGAAAGCCACUGGUAUUGAAAAGCCAGCUUCAAGUCAAGAGACACGAGACGAGAAGAGUAUUGCAGAAAAAGAUAGAACGAUUGAAGAAAAGUUUGAAAGUUUUAUGUCCAAGCUAGACAAAAUAAAGGGGAUGUCUUCCAAAGAAAAUGAAGAACUUAGGAAAAAAUUAGAAGUGAUGGAAGAUCUUCUUCGAAAAUUCAAUUCUAAUCAAAGUGAAACAAAAAAUUUAGAGCUACCUACUCAAAUAAAAAGGGAUGAGUCGGUGGACAAAGGCUUCAAAGCCUCCGGUGUGGAUAAACCAGCUUCAAACCAAGAGCCAAAAGACGAAAAUUUUCAGGAAAAAUAUGUACCCGUUGAUGAAAAGUUGGAGAGUUUGAAGUUGGAACUAGACAACAUGAAGGCCAAGUUUUCCCCAGCCAAGGAAAAUGAAGAAAUGACUAAAACGUUAAGAACCCUAGAAGAUCUUCUUCAAAGCAUUGAUAUUCCUGCAGAAGAUGCAAACCCAACUGAAACAAAGGGUUCAGAACUAACAAGCCAAAUAUCAAGGGGAGAGUUGGAGAAUCAAGUCCUUAAAGGUGUUGAUAAGCCAUCUUCAAGCCAAGAAGUACAAGACAAGGAGAGUGUGGAAAAAGACGUAUCAGAUGAUGAAAAGGUGGAGAGUUUGAAGUCUGAGAGAGACAACGAGAAGGCAGAUUUAGUAACAUUGAACAAAAAUAAGGAAAAUCUUAUAAAACACACCAACAAAAAAGUCUCAGAUGAGAAUGUCAAGCGUAAAGAUUCCAAGGAGGAGGUGGUAGAAAAAGUAGUGGAUGCCAUUAAUGAAAAGAUCAAGAAAUCAACUAAAAAGCUUGGUGUUAGUGAAAUUGAAACAAAAGCUAAUGAAUCAUCAGAAAAAGGAAAAACACCCAAAACAGUGCAUUACUCCAUACUGCCUUUAAGCCGAGACGAUGAGACUUUGAAGCUAGUCUUGAAAAGGUUCCAAGCCAGUUAUGAUGCCCUUAAUUCUCAUUCAAAAGUUUGCUGUUUGUCUCUCUCGAUUUUCCCAGAAAAUGUUGUUAUAAUGAAAAGACAUAUAAUUUACUGGUGGAUUGGAGAGGGGUUUGUAAAAAGGUCAACAGAGAAAACAGCUGAAGAAGAAGGUGAGAAUGUUUUCGACGAGCUUCUGAAUUCUAAUCUGAUUGUACCACAUGGUUUAGCCAAGUGUCCUGUUGUCAAUAAAUUCAAAAUUAAUCCUUGGAUCCGCCACAUGUUGGUAUCAUCUGUUCUGGGAGAAAAUAAACAACCCUUUGGAUUUUAUUCACAAAUAACAACCUCUUCCUAUGGUUGCCUAGUACUUGACCAACAAAAAGUUGAAAUACGUGGUGACUUUGCUUCGAAAUCUGAUCAAUGGAGAAGUGUUUUCAAUCUUGGUGCAAAAUAUCUUACUAUUGAACCUCAAUGGAUGGCUAAAAUGAAGAAGUUGGUGGUGCUUCAGCUUGGUCGUUGGCAAGAGUCUCCCGAACAUCACAUUGAAGUUGCUGGUACAGAAUUCAUGACAGACACAAAGGCUCAAAAGCAUCUGAAAUAUCUCAGCCUUCGUGGUAUAUCAAGAAUAUCAGCUUUGCCACCCUCUAUUGCUCAACUUGUUAGCCUAGAAAUUCUUGACCUCAAGGCUUGUCACAAUCUCGAAACCUUACCUAAUGAAAUUACUUCAUUGAAAAAGCUCACACACUUGGAUGUGUCACAGUGCUACUUGUUGGAGAGUAUGCCAAAGGGGAUUGGGAAGCUCACUGAGCUCCAAGUACUCAAGGGAUUUGUAGUAGGCAGUUCCAACAAGACUCCUACAAUAUCGGAUCUUGCAAACUUUAAAAAGUUGAAACGAUUGAGCAUACACAUUGGAAGUGAGGCUGUGAUCCAAGAUAAAGAGUUUGAAAACCUGAGAAAAUCACAAGUUAAAUGUCUCAAAAUAUCAUGGGGCGUGUCAUCCAACACCAAGUACAAAGAUAUUGAUAUCGUUCUCCCACAAGGUUUGGAAAAGUUAAACCUUGAAGGCUUUCCUGGUGAGAACACUCCAGCAUGGUUGAAACUCCUACCUUCUGAAUUGAAGAGACUAUACAUAAUAGGAGGAAAACUCAGGAGCAUAGAAGAGCUAAAAGACAGUACAAUAAAUUGUAAGGUGGAGAUCUUGCGUCUGAAAUACCUUAAGAAUCUUCAAAUUGAUAUUGACCAUAUCAAAAAGUUGUUUCCUUCACUGAAGUAUGCCGAGGUGAAAAAAUUCAAAGAGGAUAGCUAUGAAUGGAGCAAUUCUGAUGGUAAAAGUACACCCAUUUCAUAAAUGUUCAAUGUAUUUUAUUUGAAGAGAAAUUUAGUUCACCCGAAUAUUUAUUUGUACAUAUAUAUGAUUCCAACCAUGCAUAUUUGUUCAGUGUGUUCCAAGUCAGAAGUGAUGAAAAAGUUCAGAAAAAGAUAUAUGUGAGUUCUGUGGUAGGUUGGUGAUUAUUGUAACUGAACUUAUGUUGUGUCUCUGAUGCAUUGAUCAAUUAUAUGUCAGUUCUAGCGGCAUCUCAUUGUCUCGACAUGUCAUAAUUAAAACCAAAUUAUAACCCACACUUACGAAAAAAUUUCUUUUUUCUGAUCUGCAUGUCCUGCAUUUUACUAUCUGAAUCUUCACCAUCUUCUUUUUCUUUGAAAAGAAUUCGACCACAGCGAUUGCUCCAAAACUGUUAGUAUUUUAAGGUUGUGAAAGGAGUAGUUGAUGGGAUAGAGAAAAUGUAGAGAUAGUUGAAUGUAGAAGUAGUAGUUGGAAGAAGUGUUGUAGUUGUCUUUAGUUGUAGUAGAUGUUGGUUCAUACAAAUGAUAGAUGUUGGCUACAUACAUCAAAUGGUAGAGUUCAUGGGUAUUUAUAGACCCAUAGAUUAUUCUAGAACAUACUAGCCACAACUUAUGUGGAAUGUUCUAGAUUUUUACCUAUGUAGAAUAUUCUUGAUUUUUCUUCCUAUCUUAGGUUUUUCUAUAAUAUUCUAGAACUUGUAUUACAUGUCAAUUCUUCUAUCUAAGGAGCUUCUACAUUCUUCUAGAAUUUGCAUUACACUUUAAUACUCCUCCUUAAUGCAAAUUCGGUAACUCCAAGCAUUGUGCGCAGUAGUUCAAAUCUUGGUCUUGGUAAUGCCUUCGUAAAUAUAUCUGCAAUUUGGUCUUCUGUUGGACAGUACUCGAGUCGUAUUUGUUUAGUUGUCUCUUCAUCUCGAAUGAAGUGAUAUUUAAUGGCUAUGUGUUUUGUUCUUUGAUGAUGGACUGGAUUUUUUGCUAUUGCUAUUGCCGAUUUGUUGUCGCAAUAGAUAAUAGUUGGUCCAGCUUGUGGUUCACCCAUUUCUUCAAGUAUUCUUCGUAGCCAUAUUGCUUGACUUGUGGUUUCAGCAGCUGCUACAUACUCUGCUUCUGCUGUUGAUUGUGCCACGGUUGCUUGCUUCUUUGAUGCCCAAGAUAAAAUACCCGAUCCUAGUGAGAAAGCAUAU